AUGGAGCAUAGCGAGAGGGCCGGAUUGGCAAGUGGAUUGGCAGGUUUACGGAUUGAAACGCAGUUUCACGAGCGGAACAAGCCCAAAUGGGCGAAUGAAAAUGCCGGGAGGAAGGCGACAACAGUGGGCGAUGGUAUCGAGAGCGAUCACACCAAUCAAUCUCAUGAUUAUGCGCGUCGCCACGAUACUGAUGAAGACCGCAGUUUGUUAAGUGAUCUACACUCAGCGACUCCUCCCAUAUCCGUCCCUCGCCCCGGUGAGCAGCAUCACGAACACGAUGCCGACAACUUCCCGCACAAACCUGAUGAUGUGCAGGGAUCCCCUCUCGACAGCUAUCUCCACACUCGUCGACCCUCAAUCUCUUUCAACCCAAAGGUCUCUGUGGACUCUGGCAACCAAAUUCCACUGGAAGAGCCACUGUCGAUGGGAGAUGUGAAGAACCGUCCACCACAAAAAUUUGAGUCUCGUAGCUCUGGACUCCGAAAUGCUCUUUCGCAAGAUGAUGAUCAUGUCGAAUCGAACCAGUCUCCGAACUGGAGUCCCAAACGAUCUCUGGAUCGGACUUUUCCGACCGGGGAAUCCCGAGCCCGGCCAUUUGCGAGAUCUGAGAAUGGCUCGAUGGCGGGCUCAGAGCUUGAUCGUCCGACGUCCCUGACAUCGCACCACACGUUGCUGUCGCCAUUCUGCGUGCCAUCGCCAACUCAAUCCUUUGCAUCGCCCGAAGACCGCUGCAGCUCUUGGUCUGGAGGGAUCGCAACCCCCUUCGGAAGCAAGCGCAGCUCUACUCUAGAUCGCAGCAGCAGUCUUCGAAACUCCACCCGGCAUAGUUCUCGACGAUCGACAAACUCGAGUGGCAAGUCGCCCGCCAGUAUGUUUCUUUCCAUGUGGAACACAGUUGAAGAGCCUGCUCCCCAGCCCGAUGACGAAGGCCAGAUGGUUGGAGACGACUAUGUUCUCGGAAAGCAAAUCGGGUUUGGGGGUUUCAGUACGGUGAAAGAGGCCUAUAAAGCCGAAAAGCACGGUGAAACUAAGAGACUUGCCGUGAAGAUCGUGAAAAAGCAGAUAACAGGGCGAAGUGAGCGCGAAAACGACGAAGUGCAGGCCGAGUUCGACCACGAAGUGCGAGUCUGGCGGUACCUCAGCCAUCCGCAUGUAUUGACGCUCGAUGCCGUGUACGAAACAGAUUACGCCACGUUUUGCUUCACCAAACUUGCUAUUGGUGGCACUCUCUUCGACCUAGUCCGCCAAAAUCGGACCGGUCUAGAUACGGAAUUAGCAAAGAAAUAUGCAUACCAACUAGCCUGUGCAAUUCGUUACCUACACGAAGAUGCCCGCGUGGUUCAUCGAGACAUCAAGUUAGAGAACUGUUUGCUCGACCCUAUUGAGUCUGCUGACGGCACGACAUCUUCGACACUGGUACUGUGUGAUUUCGGAAUGGCGGAAUGGAUGUCCAUCGACAACGGUGGAGACUCUCCCGAUCCCUACGAGGAUGCCGCCGACCGUCCGCCGCCUCAGCAAAUGGGCCCUGCAGGAUCCAGUACCAGUGUUGCUGGUAGUCUGGAAUACGCAUCGCCUGAACUGCUUCAAUCAGUAGGCGGUGUUGUGCACCCUUCAGUCGAUAUGUGGGCCUUUGGUGUUAUCGUCUAUACCGUUAUUGUCGGCUCACGGCCUUUCCAAGACUCCUUUACCCCUCGCAUCCAAGCAAAUAUUCUCAGCGGCACCUGGGAUUAUAAUGCCGUGUUCGGUGGCACUAUAGACGGCCACCUUCGCCAAGAUCGCCAGUACGCCCUCGACUUAAUCCGCGGGUGUCUUGAAAUGGACCCCAACAAGCGUUGGGCUAUUCGCGAUGUACUAGCUUCGUCCUGGCUACGAGAGGUUCAUGAGACAGCUGAGCCCUCACCCGAUACUGUAUGGAGACUAUGA
This is a messenger RNA of Penicillium robsamsonii, 1923 nucleotides long. RefSeq names its product serine/threonine-protein kinase. Gene Ontology annotation, molecular function: ATP binding; tau-protein kinase activity; protein serine/threonine kinase activity. The record is from RefSeq and is a predicted model, not a curated record. The transcript is spliced from 2 exons. Gene Ontology annotation, cellular component: cytoplasm. NCBI's taxonomy places the organism in Eukaryota, Fungi, Ascomycota, Eurotiomycetes, Eurotiales, Aspergillaceae. Gene Ontology annotation, biological process: microtubule cytoskeleton organization; intracellular signal transduction; protein phosphorylation. The coding region runs from base 1 to 1923 and encodes 640 amino acids.